Bactrocera dorsalis (oriental fruit fly) is the source of this 1072-nucleotide messenger RNA. RefSeq names its product receptor expression-enhancing protein 5 (gene ReepB). The coding region runs from base 468 to 962 and encodes 164 amino acids. The record is from RefSeq and is a predicted model, not a curated record. The transcript has 4 exons. Lineage: Eukaryota; Metazoa; Arthropoda; Insecta; Diptera; Tephritidae.
UCCAAUUAUUCCAUUCUUAUUCACAUUUCUCUUUUACAUCGAAUACUUGACUUUUACAGGUUAAAACGGAAUUACUCAUAAUUUGAUCAUUUCUCCAUUCUCUUGUUUCUUGUUAAAAGAUUGCAAAUAUAGUAAGGUAGAAGAUUUAUUUAAAAGUGAUGUAUUAUAAUUCGCUUAUUAUGUUUCAUACACAUGUUCGUAUCUGUGAUCUUUAUUCCAAUAAGUGCAUAUGAAAUCGGUAACACCCUACAAUUGGCUGACGUCACAGUGAUAAGUGGCUAUCAGCCCAUUAAAAAUAAAUUAAUUCGUGGCAAAAAAAUGUUCUAUUGAGUAUACUGACUAUUCAUCAUUACCAAUUUGCUAUUUUCGGUGUUUCCGACACAAUCCAGGUUUUUUUUGCAAAUAUAAAUGAUUGAAGUAAAUGUAGAGCUGAAUCUAACCUUUACAUUAAGAUUAAGAUAUUCAACAUGUGGAUUUGGGAAUAUUUUAUAAAUUAUCGAAGACGUGAAAAGCAUAUAAAGGCUCUCAGUGAGCCCGUUGUUACAUUUGGAACUGGCGCUGCUGCUUUUUGUGCCUUGUACUUAAUUUUCGGGUAUGGUGCACAAUUGCUGUGCAAUACAAUUGGCGUUGCGUAUCCUGCUUACAUCUCCAUACAUGCCAUAGAGUCGAGUACAAAAUUAGACGAUACUAGAUGGUUAAUUUACUGGGUGACUUAUGCCAUAUUGUCAUUAAUUGAAUACUUCUCCGGGUUUCUUACUUCGGUCAUACCUUUUUACUGGUUACUUAAGUGCGCAUUCUUAAUUUGGUGUAUGCUGCCUAUCGAAAGGAAUGGUUCCUUCGUCAUCUACCACAGCGUCGUACGCCCAUAUUUUCUGAAGCACCACCGAGCUGCUGAUGAAUUUAUUGAUAAAGUGGCUGCAAAAGCAAAGGACUCUAUUCAUAGUAUCACCAAACAAGAUUAAAUUAUUGGAGACAAUUUGCAGCAUAACUUUUUACUUGAGGUGAUUGCGUGCAUAUCCUAAAAAAGUAAACUCAUGUAAGAUCGAGGAGGAAACAAAAAAAAAAUAACAUA